Messenger RNA from Westerdykella ornata, 867 nucleotides. RefSeq lists its product as uncharacterized. The coding region runs from base 1 to 867 and encodes 288 amino acids. The record is from RefSeq and is a predicted model, not a curated record. Lineage: Eukaryota; Fungi; Ascomycota; Dothideomycetes; Pleosporales; Sporormiaceae. The transcript has 2 exons.
AUGCCGGUAGAUGCGUCGCAACAGCCGGACGGCAAUGUCUGGCAGCCUGGUUUUGCGACCUACGCCGACUAUAUUGAUCGGGUUGGGUCCACGGCCGAUCCCGCCUACCAAAAUUACGGGUCUCUCCUCAAAAACCGCCUUCAAUACUUUCGGGGAGAGCACCCAGAAGUAUAUUCUGGGGACAUAAACCUGGUUCGAUUUUACAACGACGGGAAGCCGAGCCUAGUACACCGCUUCAAGGAGACAAGAUCUCCUGAUGAGUUCAGAACUCUCCUGGCAGCCUCGGACAAGAAUGCUGCGUAUCAAGUUAUUAUACUGGAACUCGGCAACGGCCGUCUACCUCCCGCCUGGGUUGUUGAUAUGAUAGGACUGGGGCUCGACAUGGAGCCGGAAGUAUGGGUGUACUUCUGGAGCCAGGAGGGCAAAUGGAACGAGGUAGGAACGGCCUGGAUGAAUCGGAGUGAUGUUAUUGAAGUGGCGGCUUUGUUCCUCGCAAAUCCCGAUGGCUCAACGCCAUAUGCACGGAUGUACCCCCCUGAAUCACCAUCCUCGCUGCAAAAGAAGAAGCCGUCGCAAGCUUCUGAAUCCAAUGGUCAGUCAUACGAAAAAAUGAAGACACGCGCAGUGCGUCGUUGGAUUCUCAAUGCCGCCAGGGACUCCGUCAAUAUCGGCCCCAAGAAUGUGCUCUUUCCAUGCCUGGAAGCUCUACUGCGCUGGCAAAUGUGCACUGCGCCGCAGGCUGUGCCGGCGUUGACAGGAUUGGCCGGACUCAAUGAGUUCGUGAAGGAGAAAUAUCAGCACCAAAGGCGGUGGGAUGGAACCCCGGAGGACUUUAACCCAGGAAUUGUGUGGCAUCGUCUCAGGUGA